Molecule: messenger RNA, 2142 nt
Organism: Cordyceps fumosorosea ARSEF 2679
Lineage: Eukaryota; Fungi; Ascomycota; Sordariomycetes; Hypocreales; Cordycipitaceae
Product: Protein phosphatase inhibitor
Exons: 2
Coding region: 1-2142 (713 amino acids)
Cellular component (GO): mitochondrion
Source: RefSeq, a predicted model, not a curated record
AUGCGCAGAGUGCUUUCCUCCCGGUGGCUGACCCGGACAUUGAGGACGAGUGAGGCUCUGCCCGCUGCCGGCCUCCCUCUCUUCCUGUGCCCUGCCGUGGGCCUCGCGCGACAACGACAAAUUACACCUGUGUCGAUACCUCCUCGCAACAUCGGCCAGCGGCGACUGAUUCACGCGGAGACAUGCGCGCCGAAGGAGGAGUCUCAGCCGGUAGCGGCGCACGCGGAGGAAAAGCUCAAACUUCCCUUUACCUGCAGCGGCUGCGGCGCAUUCACCCAAACGACCGACUCUCAGCAGCUUGGAUACUACGACGUCGCCGCGAAGCGCGUACGCACGUGGCUGCAGCCGCCCAAGCACGAGUUACAAAAAAAGGACAUACAAGAAAACCAAGUCAUUGACAAUGUCUUGAAAUCCAUGGACAGCGACCAGCUGACUGCCCUCGGUUUCGACGCCAGAAACUUGGUAGUAGAGCAGCCACUUGUUGCGCCUCUCUCUGACCCGAAGCCACCUGUUUGCGAUCGAUGCCACGACUUGAUACAUCACAAUGCCAAGUCCGCCUCCGGCAGAGUGCCCAUGUUUCAUCCAACUGUCGAGUCGCUGCGAGAGACAAUCGAGGAAUCGCCGCAUAAAUAUAAUCACAUAUAUCACGUUAUUGAUGCCGCCGACUUCCCCAUGUCGCUCAUCCCAAGACUAAAUGUCUUGCUCGGCGAUAUUCCCCUGCGGACUCGCAACAGACGCUCCCGCGCGAGCAAGUUCCUCCGCGACCGGCAGACAGAGCUGAGCUUCAUCAUCACCCGCAGCGACCUGCUCGGGCCGACAAAGCAAUCCGUCGACGCCCUGAUGCCGUAUCUCCGAGAGGUUCUGCGAGACGCGCUGGGCCGUCUCGGCAACAGAGUUCGUCUUGGAAACGUCCGCUGCGUGAGCGCGAGCCACGGGUGGUGGACGAGGGAUGUAAGGGAGGACGUUUGGCGCAGAGGCGGUGCCGGAUGGAUGGUCGGAAAGGUUAAUGUUGGGAAAAGCCGCCUUUUUGAAGAAGUCUAUCCAAAAGGUCGUUUGGACCACCCGGACGCCUCAGUCGGGCCUACGGCCAUCGGCCACAUUCAACCAGAAGAAGACGACAUGGACGUCGGGGAUUUACUGCCUCCUGCACGGGGAGCUACCAACUACCCAGCCAUGCCUCUGGUUUCGUCGCUUCCUGGAACAACAGCAUCGCCCAUUCGAAUUCCCUUUGGCAACAAGAAGGGCGAGCUGAUCGACUUGCCUGGAUUGGCCCGCAGCGACUUGGACCUUUUUGUCAAGGAGGAGCACAGACAAUCUCUCAUAAUGAAGAAGCGCAUCGUGCCAGAGCAGGCCACCGUCAAGCCUGGCCAGUCCCUGAUCCUGGGCGGCGGACUAAUCCGCAUUACCCCAUCAUCGGAGAACAUGAUCUUCCUCAUGUAUAACUUUACACCACUAGAAGACCAUAUCACGAGUACCGAAAAGGCUGUCGACUUCCAGACACAGGUAAAGACUUCGGGUGCGCAGGAAAACAUUUCCCUUCCUGGCACUGCUCCGACGAUACAGCAUGCCGGGAGGUUUGUCUUGCAGCAUGACGUCACCAGACAAAGGGCGGGACCUCUGACCAGGAGGAACGCCGUCGGUCUCAGCAUCGAUCGACUACCGUUCCGUGUUCUGUCUGUUGAUAUAUUGAUUGAAGGCGUCGGCUACGUCGAGAUUGUCGCCCAGGUUCGUACGCGAAGCCUCUACCGGCCAAGGGAGGACGGUGAAAGUAGUCAGAGCGGAAGCCUGGAGAGCGCAGAGAGCGCGGGAGAGAAGUCAAAGUCGACGGGGCUGGCCUUGGACCCAUUCGAAGAGAUGAUGCGCCAACGGCGAGACGAUGACAAGUCUGGCCAGCAUCCUACGCAACGGGACUCGGCAACGAAGCCGGAAGAGGAGCAGCCCUCCGAGAUUAAUCUUCCCUCGGUCGAUGUAUAUACCCCAGAGGGUCGGUUUAUCGGGACAAGACGGCCGAUCAACGGGUGGCUGAAUAAUAAGCCGAGAGUCCUCCCAGAGCACAAGAAGAGUCGCCCAAGAAAGAGCAUGAAGGGGCAGAAGAAGAAGGCCAAGGUGGAAGCGAGAGCCGCGAAAGUCGCUUCUACCUAG